Messenger RNA from Brassica napus (rape), 888 nucleotides. Its product is annotated as putative pre-16S rRNA nuclease. Lineage: Eukaryota; Viridiplantae; Streptophyta; Magnoliopsida; Brassicales; Brassicaceae. The record is from RefSeq and is a predicted model, not a curated record. The transcript is spliced from 7 exons. Bases 134 to 646 code for a protein of 170 amino acids. Gene Ontology annotation, biological process: rRNA 5'-end processing.
CCCUAGAAGCCCAUUUGAUCAGUUUCAAAGUUUCCGCGUUUCAGUCCCAACAUCAAUCUAAAGUUCCAACCUUUGUUCGUAUAAAGCUCUAAAAACCUUCUCAAACACUUGUUUCAUUGUCUAAUUGAAGGAAAUGAAGUAUGUGAAGCCAUUGAGGUUACUGGGUGAUGCGUUGAAGACAAAAGUGUCAGUACCUGGUCGGUUUCUCGGGUUAGAUGUGGGUGAUAAGUAUGUUGGAUUAGCUGUUUCAGACCCUUCUAAUAUGAUUGCGUCUCCUUUGAGUGUUCUGCUAAGGAAGAAAACAAACAUUGACUUGAUGGCUACAGAUUUUCAGAAUCUGGUCAAGUCAUUUUCUGUGUCUGGCUUAGUAGUUGGUUAUCCUUUUGGCAAACUGAACAACGUAGAAGACGUUGUGAUUGUGAAUCUUUUCAUUGAGGAGCUUCGUAAAACCGAAAAACUCAAGGAUGUGAAGUACACUUAUUGGGACGAGCGGUUAUCAUCAAAGACCGUUGAACUGAUGUUGAAGCCUUUGAAACUGCAUCCAGUUCAAGAGAAGACGAUGUUGGACAAGUUUGCCGCUGUAGUUAUACUUCAGGAGUAUUUAGAUUACGCAAACAGGUAUGUAAAAACUGAGCCAGAAGAGUGAAAGAGAAACGGGUAGUGACAAGUUAGAUUGGAUGCUAACAGUCUCCUAUAAUCAGCUAUAAGAGCUAGUUUCAGAUAAAUGAGUAUGAUUUGUUGUGAAACUAUCAUCUCACAAUAAUAUCUCUCACGACCUUUGUUUUGGGCAGUAAUCAUAUCUUUAAACUUUAGGCAAAUAUGAAUAAGGCCUUUGUGUUACUACUAUGUACGUACUUCCAAUGUUCGAGUCAAGCAUCUCUUAGCUUC